UUCAUCUCGCUCAAAACUCGUGAGCGCCUCACUCCAGGAAGAAGAGUUAACUGUUUUGGGCAUCGAGACCAGCUGUGACGACACUGCUGCAGCAGUGUUAACAAUGAAGUUGUUGUUAAAAGAGCUAGACCGGUGAUGAUAGGUUCGAAGCAAUGGUGAAAUUCUCAGCCAAGUGGUGUCUUCUCAGGUAUGUCUAAACGUGUUUCGCCUAUGCGAUAAGUGGUAAUUUGGUUCCCAUUAACAUCUACUCUUCCUAUAUCUUGAUGAUCAGAAUGCCUUAACUAGAUUCUGAGAGUAUGGAUUUCUUAAUACUCAACUUAUAAUGCUUGAAUCUGUUUACAUUUGGUAUAUUCUUAUUAAGAAUUAAAUUAGGAGCUAGGCAGUUUAUUUGUUAGGGAGAUUUAACCGAGUCCUGUCUUGAAUUUUGGCAGCUAACACCUAUCCAACAUGUUGCAAUCUCAAAACUCUAAAUAUGUAAGAUAGUAAGUUUAUUCGUUAUUUUGUAGACAUUUUUCUAUAUAUUGAUAAGCCACAGCCCAACUAGAUAUCCAGCUGAUUCAACUGACAAUAAAGCUUGAACAUUGGUGUAGACUAGUAGUUGGAAUCAUUCAUAAGUUUUAAUAAAUGUGACUGUGAUUACAAUGUUGGAUGAAUGAUUUUCAGCCUUAGCAUUGCAUUCCUUCUUCUUGAUGGAGUGUGGCAGUGAUAAUCCGACUUGAAUCGAUUUGGUAUCACCAUUGGUGCUUAUUGACUCUUAGUGCUGCACACCCUUUUAGUGUUUCAAUUUUAUUCGUAAUGAUAUGUUUGCUUAAUUUCACCCCCAUUAAGGCAGAUCUGCUUGAGCGAUAUGGAGGAGUUGCUCCUAAAAUGGCAGAAGAAGCUCAUUUGCUGGCGAUAGAUCAGGUCGUGCAAGAUGCUCUGGAUAAAGCUAACAUUACUGAGGAAGAUCUUUCUGCAGUUGCUGUCACAAUUGGUCCUGGGCUAAGCCUAUGUCUACGCGUUGGUGUGAGUAAAGCUCGGAAACUUGCUGGUACUCAUAUUUUACCAAUUGUCGGUGUUCAUCACAUGGAAGCUCAUGCUUUGGUAGCCCGGUUAGUGCAAAGGGACUUACAGUUUCCUUUCAUGGCCUUGCUGAUCUCAGGAGGCCAUAAUCUUCUUAUUCUUGCUCGUGAUCUUGGCCAUUAUAUUCAACUGGGUACCACGAUCGAUGAUGCAAUUGGCGAGGCUUACGACAAGACAGCAAAAUGGCUUGGCCUUGACAUGAAGAAGAGUGGUGGCCCAGCAGUGGAGGAGCUGGCUCGGGAGGGCGACGAGAACUCCAUCAAAUUCAAGGUCCCGAUGAAACAGCAUAAAGACUGCAACUUCUCGUAUGCAGGUCUCAAGACUCAAGUGAGGCUGGCAAUCGAAUCCAAAAAAAUUGAUGCUGCAACUCCUGUUGCUUCAGCAAGUGUCGAAGACAGAAGGGCCCGGGCCGAUAUUGCUGCCUCUUUUCAGCGAGUCGCGGUAUUACAUUUAGAAGAGAAAUGCAAACGGGCAAUCAAUUGGGCGUUCAAGAUCGAGCCUUCAAUAAAACAUCUGGUACUUUCAGGAGGCGUCGCAUGUAAUCAGUACGUGAGGUCACGACUAAAUACGAUAGCAGAACAGAAUCGGCUACAGCUUGUAUGUCCUCCUCCCAGCCUUUGCACUGACAAUGGAGUAAUGAUCGCUUGGACUGGGAUCGAGCACUUCCGUAUGGGCCGAUACGAUCCUCCCCCGCCUGCCUGUGAACCUGCAGAUGCUAUGCUUGAUCUUCGACCACGCUGGCCGUUGGGCGAAGAGUAUGCCGAAGGAAGAAGCGAAGCUCGUUCGCUGAAAACGGCGCGAGUUCAUCCGUCCCUCACCUCUCAAAUUCAGGCUUCCAUUCAUUGUCAUCGGCAGCCAGGCCACUUUGCACCAUGGACUAAGCCGAUAUCCGCCGUCCCUUCGCCAAAAAGAGAAGAACAAAGAAGAUCGGGAAGAACUGUCCGCCAGAGUCCGUCACCGGACGGAGGAAGAAAACCGUUGAGGUGGAGCAGGCUGCCGGAGCUGCCGUCGAGAUCUCUCCUGGAGGAUGACUGCCGCUGUUCGUCAGGAGAAGACGCUGUCAAUCUUGAAGUCGUCGGUAGUCGGAGAAAAGUUGUCGAAAUCCAUAGUCGUCGUCGGCGGUGGCUUCGAUUUCAUUUAAAGAGCGGAGCGACGAACAUUGAGUGCUUUCAUUCUAAAUUGCUUUAAAUUGAUUUACUUCCUAUUUGUUUAUGUUUGUUUUUUCU
Messenger RNA from Andrographis paniculata, 2288 nucleotides. RefSeq names its product probable tRNA N6-adenosine threonylcarbamoyltransferase, mitochondrial. Bases 796 to 2250 code for a protein of 484 amino acids. Gene Ontology annotation, biological process: tRNA threonylcarbamoyladenosine modification. Gene Ontology annotation, cellular component: mitochondrion. The record is from RefSeq and is a predicted model, not a curated record. The transcript is spliced from 13 exons. NCBI's taxonomy places the organism in Eukaryota, Viridiplantae, Streptophyta, Magnoliopsida, Lamiales, Acanthaceae.